AUGCAGAAGGGCAAGGUCGAGAUUCUCGUCAACGACCAAGGAAACCGUAUUACCCCCUCUUAUGUCGCCUUCACCGAUGAGGAGAGAUUAGUCGGAGACGCCGCCAAGAACCAGGCUCCCGCCAACCCCCACAACACUAUCUACGAUAUCAAGCGCCUCAUCGGCCGCAAGUUCUCUGAGAAGGAGCUCCAGACUGAUAUCAAGCACUUCCCCUUCAAGGUCGUCUCCAAGAAUGACAAGCCGGCCGUCACCGUUAAGGUCAAUGGUGAGGACAAGACCUUCACCCCCGAGGAGAUUUCCGCCAUGGUUCUUGGCAAGAUGAAGGAGACUGCUGAGAGCUAUCUCGGCAAGAAGGUCACCCACGCCGUUGUUACCGUUCCCGCCUACUUCAACGACAACCAGCGCCAGGCCACCAAGGAUGCCGGUAUGAUUGCCGGUCUCAACGUCCUUCGCAUUGUCAACGAGCCCACCGCCGCUGCCAUCGCUUACGGUCUUGAUAAGACCGAUGGCGAGCGCCAGAUCAUUGUCUACGACUUGGGUGGUGGCACUUUCGAUGUUUCCCUCCUCUCCAUCGACCAAGGUGUCUUUGAGGUUUUGGCUACUGCCGGUGAUACUCAUCUUGGUGGUGAGGAUUUCGACCAGCGUGUCAUUAACCACUUCGCCAAGACCUUCAACAAGAAGCACGGUGUUGAUGUCACCACUGACGCCAAGGCCAUGGGUAAGCUCAAGCGUGAGGCCGAGAAGGCCAAGCGUACCCUUUCCAGCCAGAUGUCCACCCGUAUUGAAAUCGAGUCCCUUUUCGGCGGCAAGGACUUCUCUGAGACCCUUACCCGCGCCAAGUUCGAGGAGCUCAACAACGACCUCUUCCGCAAGACUCUCGAGCCUGUGAAACAGGUUCUCAAGGACGCCAAGGUUGCCAAGGGCGAGGUCGAUGACAUCGUUCUUGUUGGUGGUUCUACCCGUAUCCCCAAGGUCCAGGCCCUCAUUGAGGAGUUCUUUGGUGGAAAGAAGGCUUCCAAGGGCAUCAACCCCGAUGAGGCCGUCGCUUUCGGCGCUGCUGUCCAGGCUGGUGUUCUUUCCGGUGAGGAAGGUACUGAGGAAAUCGUUCUCAUGGAUGUCAACCCUCUUACUCUCGGCAUUGAGACCACUGGUGGUGUCAUGACCAAGCUCAUCACCCGCAACACCCCUAUCCCUACCCGCAAGAGCCAGAUCUUCUCCACCGCCGCUGAUAACCAGCCCGUGGUCUUGAUCCAGGUUUACGAGGGUGAGCGUUCCAUGACCAAGGACAACAACCUCCUCGGCAAGUUCGAGCUUACUGGCAUCCCCCCCGCUCCCCGUGGCGUUCCUCAAAUCGAGGUCUCUUUCGAGCUCGACGCCAACGGAAUUCUCAAGGUUUCCGCCCACGACAAGGGCACUGGCAAGGCCGAGUCCAUCACCAUCACCAACGACAAGGGCCGCCUUACCCAGGAGGAGAUUGACCGCAUGGUUGCCGAGGCUGAGAAGUACGCCGAGGAGGACAAGGCCACCCGUGAGCGCAUUGAGGCUCGCAACGGUCUUGAGAAUUACGCCUUCUCCCUGAAGAACCAGGUCAACGAUGAGGAGGGUAUGGGCAAGAAGAUCUCAGAGGAGGACAAGGAGACCAUCCUCGACGCCGUCAAGGAGACCCAGGACUGGCUUGAGGAGAAUGCCGCCACUGCCUCCACCGAGGAUUUCGAGGAGCAGAAGGAGAAGCUGUCUGGCGUUGCUUACCCCAUCACCAGCAAGCUUUACAGCGCCGGUGGUGCCGGUGGCGAGGACGACGAGCCCGCUGGCCAUGACGAGCUUUAAAGGAGUAACGUAGCAUCAUAGAUUCCCCCAAUGUUUUUUCGCGUUUUUUUGAUGGCUCGAUGAAAAAAGAGAGAAUCAUCAUCACAUAAUGAAGGUUCUCGCAGAGAUGAUGUGUCGUAUGUUUGUGGAUGUGGUAUUCUGUGAUUUUCGGGUUGGGUGAAAUGGGUAUAUUCAUCAUGGUCAUAGGAAGGAAGGAUGGGCAUAUUAUUCUGUGAUAGUCUGGUGUGUGUCGGUUGUAGUAGGUGGCGGGCGCAUCGCGGGCUUUUGUAAAGUAUGUAUGAAGUAUAAAGCAAAAGAACCUACUUGAAACAUUCGAAUGUCCC
Messenger RNA from Podospora pseudopauciseta, 2150 nucleotides. RefSeq names its product ATPase with role in protein import into the ER. NCBI's taxonomy places the organism in Eukaryota, Fungi, Ascomycota, Sordariomycetes, Sordariales, Podosporaceae. The transcript is spliced from 2 exons. The record is from RefSeq and is a predicted model, not a curated record. Gene Ontology annotation, molecular function: ATP-dependent protein folding chaperone; ATP binding. Gene Ontology annotation, cellular component: nucleus; endoplasmic reticulum chaperone complex; membrane. The coding region runs from base 1 to 1827 and encodes 608 amino acids. Gene Ontology annotation, biological process: endoplasmic reticulum unfolded protein response.